Messenger RNA from Erythranthe guttata (spotted monkey flower), 1395 nucleotides. RefSeq lists its product as uncharacterized. The record is from RefSeq and is a predicted model, not a curated record. Lineage: Eukaryota; Viridiplantae; Streptophyta; Magnoliopsida; Lamiales; Phrymaceae.
AUGGCUUCCUCUACACUCCUCCGUAUGGUUCCAUGCAACGGCGUAGUAUCUGCAAAUCGGACCUCCAACUCUCACAACCCGUGGGUCGGAUCUCGGAUCCGUUUCACUACUACUCGGAAAUGGGUAGCCGCCGGCGGAUCUUCAAUUCGGGCCGGGUCUUCAACUUGCGGUAAUGCAGUUUCAGAUAAAUCAAGAACUUCGCCGUGGCUGAUGCUACCGCCGUCUUUUGAAGAAACCACCGCCGGAGAAAAUAUGAAGUACAAUUUCUACACCCUCGCCGAAGACAAAUUAAUCAGCGUCGACAAGGCACCACCACCACCGUCGGAAGAAGAAGAAGAAGAAGGUGCAGAAUCGCCAGACGACGAUGCUGUGAUAGUGGGAUCUUCACACGGCUGGCUAGUUAUGUACAACCACUGGAGCACCGCCGCCAUGUUCCUCUCCAAUCCACUCACGCGCCGCCACAUAAAGCUCCCCAUCGCCGCUCCCCACCUCUGCCGUUUAUCCUUCCCCGAUUUAUACGUCACCUCCCUCCUGGUGUCCAAGGUCGUUAUCUCGUCCUCCCCCGACGCCGACGACGACGGCUGCCGGGCGAUGAUGACGUACACUCCAGAAAAACGGCUCGCCUUCUGCUGCCCGGGCCGCCGCCGCGGCGGCGAAACCGAGUACUCAUGGACACCCAUCGGAGAAGCCUUCCACACCUUCGACACCCUCCGGUACGCGCGGCAGUACGAGGACGUCGUCUACUCCGCACGGCACAAGCUCUUCUUCUGCGCCACCACCUACGGCGACUUCGAGUCCUGGGAUCUCUCCGACCCUGAAUCUCCGGCGAUGACUCCGGUGAUCCUCUCCCCCGACCCGGAUAACUACCCAUGGUCAGACCGGGCCUGGGAAACGAUACAAGCCCUAGGUAAAAUGUGCUCGUCUCAUAAAUUCCUGGUCGUUGACGAGAAAACCGGUCAACUCUACCACGUGAGGCGGUUCGUGAAGGACCGGGUUUACUCCAAUAAGCUCUUACUCCACUACGACUCCGACGUGGAGUACGACGGUACGGAUCCGUACAUGACGGUUGGUUUCGAUGUGCACAGAAUCGACGUGGAGAAAGGGGAGUUGGUUUACAUGGAUGGUUCGUUGGGUGGUUUGGCAAUCUUCGUUGGCUUGAAUCAUUCGUUUGCUUUGUGCGCCGGUGAAUUCCCUGGAGUGAAGCCCGAUUCCAUUUAUUUUACCGAUGUGUUCAGUCCGCCGUAUUGGGACGGCGGCGCGUACGGUGGACAUGACGUAGGCAUAUAUAAUUAUGUAGACGGUACUAUUUCGCCUUGCUAUUAUCCCGUUGACGUGGAAAGCAUUCAAAGGAUUGUACCUUCUCCUAUGUGGUUCACUCCAAAUUACCAGCAUUAG